AUUCAAACCUGCAACCUUUGGGUCCAAAGACAACAGCUCUAAGCACUACACUACCAGCUGCCUAAUGCUAUAGUAUUAGACCCCAUUAUCAAUGAUCACAAUUAAGUUUAGGAUUUGCUUUAGUGCAUUUUGGUGAUCAUUGCUCUAUUUUCAAAACAAAGGAGAAGCUGAAAGAAAGAAAAGGAAAAAGCAGACAAGGAAAGGCAAAUACAUUCUCAACAUUCACACUGAUAUGUACAUCAUUUAUGGUUUACCUGCACGGAGGAGCAGAGUGAUUCCAUUUUAAAGUCUUACUGCAUGUAUUUGGACACAACAGUGUCAUAAAACUACUGGAAUGUUUUGAAAGUGAAUAUGUUAAAAUGUGGAAAUUGUCUGCAUAGUAAUGAAUGCAUUGUUUUAAUGAUUUCUGUUUUGAUGGCUCCUCACACUGAAUAGCCUACCCUCCUGCGAUGCCGAUACCACGUUUUCCUUGCAUUGUACCACAAAUCCCAGCAGAACUUACAUGAACAAUUUUAAACAUAGAUUUUAAAAUAUGUAUAACCAAAAACAAAGCAGUUCAAAGAAAAACACAGAAAACUCCGAAACAAGAACAAAUUUCCGGGAAUGAAACGUAUAAAGCUGCAGUACCCCUCUCUGUUUUGUAUACUGAGAAUCGUAAAAUGGUGCGCACUGUCCUGCCUGGACAAAUGCAAAGGUUUCGAGGGGCCUGGAAGAUUAAAACACAAUCCCCAGCUAUUCCAGCAAUUUUCGAAGCAAUAUAAGACUAUUUUGGAUGAAAAAGGCAAGAAAGAAACACAUGAGCUGGUUUCAUGAGGAAAAUGGUUGCCUCCAAACGUCACCACGCAGCACAUGUCUCCUCUGCUCUGCACUGCUGAACAAACAAACUCUUAAGAGGCAGAAUGCUCUGAUGGGGGCGGUUGUGGGCGAUUUGUUAAAAUUAAAGGAAAUUAUUGAAAUUAAAUACAAGUUAGGAGCUCAAGUGCUUUAAUAUUUCGUGAAGAGGAAUCCAGGGUAAUGCUUACAGCAGUGAGCUACUUCUUUCUAAAAUGGAGUUACCCACCUGCCAGGGAAGAAGUCUGCAGGUUGAGAAAGUUCCCCUACAUUAGCAUCGAAGUUCGAAAGCGCUGUGGGGAUCGUGUCCGAUUCCAUGAUCAUCGUUUUCUGGAUGGAAAAACAGGCCGAUUGCCCUCACUUCUACUCUAAGUCAAACCGGAAGGGGGAGGUAGUCACAUAUUGGAAGGGGAGGUGGUGGUGGCUACCAUAAACACAUCAGGACCAGCGAUGAAAAACAAAGGCCCCAAUCACCCAAUCGAAAUUUCGGGAAAUUCGGGAGGUCGCGUGAGGCUAAACUUAUCUUGCUGUGACGACAGGAUGCCCCAAGCCUGCCCAAGAAAGAUCGAGGUUAGCACAGCAUCUGCCAUUUGGUGACACCGGGAGCAAAGACUGCUGAAGGAAGGAGGACCAGGAAGCAAGAAUGAGCAAACCUCAUCGAAUAAACCACAUAUAUUUACUUGACAAGUUCACCAGAUUCUCAGAUGCCCCGAAAUCAAAACGGCGCAGGAGAACAACACGGGUGAGGCAGCAACGCUAAAGCGGUCAUCUCUCCCCUUUCUGUUUCUGUUCAGCGACUCAUGAAUUCGCGCUGCAGCCGCUUUCAGUUCCGAAAUGUCACGCAACUGGAUCUUCUGCUCAGUUUCCCCUCUCUGCUCAGGCCCUGCCCGCACACGCCGGGAGUCCCGCGCAGUUAUUCCGUCUCUCGGCUUCUUCGGAGAGCAUCACGGCGUGCUGGCAGCCUUUUUCGUUAUUGCUGAGUCGAUCUCUCUCUCUCUCUCUCUCUCUCUCUCUCAACGUCUCUCUUCCUCUUCGUACCGGCUCCUGCAGCUCUGACGCCACUGCCACGCCCCCCUCUCUGCCUGUCACAUCGUCAGAGGCCUCGCACAUCCCUCUCCUUUAUCUCCGCACUCCCCCCUCUCCGGAUCCACGCCGCCUGCUCCGUCUCCUUUUCUCAUCACACCCUUCGCUUGCUCAUCUCACUUUAACACUCUUGUUUACUUUUUCCACCUUGGCACACCCGCGUCCAAGCUGUCUGAAAGCACACACACACACACACACACACACAUACACACACACGCGCGCACAUGCACACACAAAACCACGCACACCUACACGCUCUGUGUCAUCAGCACAAACCCAUCCCUCCCGGAAAUGACCCAAUGCAGCUGAAACAAUGGAGCGGCUCUUUUUUCAUACACAUUCUUAGGUAUUAUAAAUAGAAAAAGGGUCAGGACCUGGCCUGUUUUCUCUCUGCCCUUAUGUGUCACACUCACUUGUUACUAUCCUGUCUAUCCCAUCGAUUUGUGCUUCAUCCAGCCCAUUCAUUUAGCUCUUUACAUUUAUUUUUUUAGCUCAUGCAUUUCUCUGAAGAACCUUACAAUGUUAAGCUGUUUACACUGAUUUAUCCACAGCAGCAGGUAUUAUGGCGUGGAAUCGAACCUGUGACAUCCAAGCGCGCGGCAGCAGGGCCUCGAAUCACUGCUCUACCGGCUGCCCCAAAAUCCGGUCAAGUCACUGUGACUGUUGGGCGUUCAGUAGCGCCUCCUCAUUCUCAGCUGACUAACUGCGUCAAACUGCGUCCUUCCAUUGGCUGUCGGGAGCUGUCCGUCAGCGUCGCGUUUACCGCGGACCGUUACCUCACACAUGUCACGUGUAACCAGCAUGACAUCGUAGCAGCGUGGUCGCGCCACGAAGGGCUCGCAUUUGUUUGUGCAACGGGACCAAUGGGCGUGCGAUGUUUUUCAACUGCGCCACGGCGACGCGUGGACGUGUGAUGAGUUCAGAACCCACGUGUGUGAAAAACGGAGCCAGGAAGUGUUUCGCAGACAUUUCUUGGAAAUGUCAAUCUUCUCCGUUUAUUUGGAAACACUCAGAGUGUGCAAGCUGUCCGCUAUAAUAAGAAAAAGAAAAAGAAAAAGAAAAAAAAGCUGUCCACUGUCUGGACCCAAAGGACUUGGGUUAAUUUGUAACUCUGUGUGACCCGGGGGGGGUAACAAAGGGCUCGCUCAAUUUGCACGGCGUGUCGCCGAGAUGAGGGCCGAGAGCAGCAGCGAGCGACGGUGGAAGUGAGUCAGUGUGACGGACGCCACGCCGAGUGAAGCCGAGCGCCAGCGGAGGAAACGGCCUGCAGCCAAUCGGGGACCUGUUGCUGAGGAGCUGCUUUCGCAUUAAAACGUCAUCCUGUGGCCGUGCGCCCCCACGCAUUUUUUUGAAAGCCGCGUCUUUUUAAAUUGAAUUACUCAACAGUUCCUGUUAGGCAGUAACGACAGCAGCGUUCGGACCGCGCGCUCUGUUCUGCGCCCUCGCUUCGCCAUGGCGUUCACAUCGGAGCUCACUGCACGCAGCUGCACCGGGAUGCUGUGUGUUCAAAGCCCAGCCUGUAAACUGUUCUACUCCGAAGAAAAUUUCGUUUUGCGUCAUCAAAUCAAUUUUGCGCUACUUUGGUCCUCUUAAAAAGAGGCAGUUCCUUUGCUUGCCAGAUUAUGUCCUCAAUUUCGGUGAGGGCUCAUUCCCGAAAAAUCACUGUGCUGUGACCCGGAGGGGGGGGGGGGGGGGUUGGGGAGGGGUGCCCCCACCCCACCCCACCCCGCCGGCUCAUGUUCUGAAGGAACGUCUGGGAUGGAAGUGACCCUCACAGCCGGCACUGCGUGUUUCCCACCAGAAGGGGACAUCUUUCCGCAGCUUUCCAGAAGGGGCACAAAUCGCCGCUGUGUCCAAGUGCAGGGCAUAAACAGGCUGUGUGUGCUUUGCUCACGUCUCACUCCGGUCCUCCAUGAGGAUCUGCUGCUCCCUCUGCAGCGCGCUGCUCUGCCCUCCUCUGCCUCAAGUUCAGGUGUGACGGUGCGGACUUGAAGGUGCGAAGGUGCUUCUCCACGGCUGCGGACGCCUUCCAGCGCGACGGGACAAGGCUGCAGCCCCGCGUCGGGCUCUCGGAGACAUGCCGGCUGGGUUUCAGCAGCUCGGAGGGGAGACUGUCACUGGAACCCUUGCCCUCUCAGUGUUCACUGCGGUUCUGGGAUCCCUCCAGUUUGGGUACAAUAUUGGAGUCAUCAACGCUCCACAGAAGAUUAUCGAGCGGGACUACAACGCCACAUGGCUCCACAGGUAUGACGCACCCAUUCCCCAGAGCACCCUCACCUCCUUGUGGUCCCUUUCAGUGGCUAUCUUCUCCGUGGGGGGCAUGCUGUCCUCCUUCACUGUGGGAUUCCUCUCCGAAUGGCUGGGCAGGAGGAAAGCCAUGCUCGUCAACAACCUGUUGGCGUUCAUCGGCGGAGGCAUGAUGGGCAUGUCCAAGAUCAGCCGCUCCUUCGAGAUGAUGAUACUGGGCCGCUUCAUCAUCGGCGCAUACUGCGGGUUGGCGUCUGGCCUGGUCCCCAUGUAUGUGGGCGAGAUCUCCCCCACCAGCCUGCGAGGGGCCCUGGGCACCCUGCACCAGCUGGCCAUCGUCACCGGGAUUCUCGUGGCUCAGAUCCUGGGCUUGGACUCCCUCCUUGGCAGCCAGGAGCUGUGGCCGGUCCUCCUGGGGGUCACAGUGUUGCCCACCGUCCUGCAGAUGGCCCUGCUGCCCUUCUGCCCGGAGAGCCCCCGCUACCUGUACAUCAUCCGCUGCCAGGAGCACCAUGCCAAAAGCGGUCUGCGGCGACUCACAGGCCGACAGGAGGUGGGGGACACGCUGGCUGAGAUGAAGGAGGAGAAGAGGAGGAUGGACAUGGAGAGGAAGGUUUCCAUCGCCGAGCUCUUCCGCUCCCCACUCUACCGGCAGCCCAUCAUCAUCGCCAUCCUGCUCCAGCUGUCGCAGCAGCUCUCUGGGAUCAACGCCAUAUUCUACUAUUCCACCAGCAUCUUCCAGAAGGCUGGAGUGCAGAGUCCUGUCUACGCCACCAUUGGAGCUGGAUUUGUCAACUGUGCCUUCACCGUGCUCUCGCUCUUCCUAGUGGAGAGGACGGGUCGGCGGACACUCCACAUGCUGGGACUGGCUGGCAUGUGUGUCUCUGCUGUAGUCAUGACCGUGGCUCUCUCACUCUUGGAGAACGUGCCCUGGAUGAGCUACAUCAGCAUGGUGGCCAUCUUUGGCUUCGUGGCCUUCUUCGAAGUCGGACCGGGACCCAUUCCCUGGUUCUUCGUGGCUGAGCUCUUCUCCCAAGGCCCGAGACCCGCCGCCAUGGCUGUCGCCGGCUGCUCCAACUGGACCGCCAACUUUAUUGUCGGCAUGGCUUUCCAGUACAUUGCCGAGCUCUGCGGCCCCUAUGUCUUCCUCAUCUUCGCAGCUCUCCUCCUCUUCUUCCUUCUCUUCACCUUCUUCAAAGUGCCCGAGACGCGGGGCAAGACCUUUGACCAGAUCUCAGCAGGCUUCCAGCGCUCCGUGGCCAGGACAGAUAUGGACCUAGACCCUGACCUGGGAAAGGCCAGCACGGAGCUGGAGUACUUGGGCGAGGCCAACCUCAGCUAAGGUCGAGGGGUGAAGAAGGAAAGGCAGCAAAGAGAGGUGCAUCCUGAGACCUCGAGUAUUUGGGGAACUCAACAAGGUAUUGGGGAGGGCUAACUGGAAGGGGGUAGUCUGGAGAAAAGAGGAGCCUGGUGCGGGGUAAGACGGGAACUGAGGUGUCGGCACACUUUGCACGAACUGAGGUGAGAACCAGGGAGAAAGCUGCAUUAUGAAAGCAUGCAACACGUAUUUUUCUACAAAACACUUCGAGAUUCCUGCACUUUAUUCUGUAGGUAGCGCUUGUGGAUGCACAAAACUACUGAAUCUGCUGUAUGUACAUAACAUUCUUUCCGAUGACACUGAAUCUUGCUCUUGAUUCUACCGAAGUGUCCUGAGAAGAAGGCACAUGUCUUGUCUUCAGGCUUCCAGGCCAAACGCAGUGCACGCAGAACACGGAGAAGUAAACGUAGACGGCGUCGUGGCUCAUCAAUGGGAAUUUUCCAGAACGUUACGCAGAAAUGACACUCUACAGCUUUUCCACAUGCCUACUCAUCUCACAGUUACACAUUUCCCUUUGAGCAGAAGUUCGUCAUACUGCCAGUGCAAGGGCCUCUCAGCCAACAUUGACUUUGUUUGCAUUCUGUUUCAUUCACAGCCUUGCCACACAUUUACACUGAGAUGUUUGCCAUCUGUUACUAGUGUUUGUAACGACAUUUUAUUGCGCCUUGUAAAGAAAGCGAAUGUACUAUAAAUUAUGUAAUGAGUCCUGCCUGAGACAACACUGUGUUUAUACGACAAUUAGAGAGCACUGACCCCGCAGCAAUGUUACUACAGCAGUGGUAAAGUCUGCCACCAGGAAACUCCUUCGCUACCCAAGCGAAAGGGACGGAAUACAGUACAGCGGGUUCGACCAGCUUGCUCCCGGGUACCCUCCGCUGCAGGGUAUCUGGGAUUUCGUUCAGUCCGAGUCACUCGUCACUCAGCUUUGGAUGGUCGUUGUCAUUGUGGGUCACUCUAAUGAGGAAAUUAAUUCAACUGUAGUGAAGCAGUGCGGAUAAAAGCAGCGUUACAGUCCUAAUUCCCAUAUUACACUGAAACAAGAUGGGUGUAAAGAGCCCCACGCUGAGAAGCAUGGAGUGACCAUAGUAAAAAGCCACAGAACAUCCAUCAGUUCCCAAGCCUGCUUUUUGCAGACACCAUAUAUGCUGGUGUUGAACUUACUUAGAAAACAAUGACCGUUGAUUGAGCCAUUCAUUGAAUGGCAUUUGGAGUCAUUAAAAAAAACUGCUAGUCUAGGAACAAACACACAGACUACACGCAAAAGUAAAAACAUUUUUGAAAGACAAGUCUUCCAUUGCACAAUACAAUCCAUAGCUGGAAACUCACUUAGGUUAAAAUUCUUGCUCAAAUGGGAAAAAUAAAUGCAUUUUUGA
Messenger RNA from Scleropages formosus (Asian bonytongue), 6912 nucleotides. RefSeq names its product solute carrier family 2, facilitated glucose transporter member 4-like. The record is from RefSeq and is a predicted model, not a curated record. Gene Ontology annotation, biological process: dehydroascorbic acid transport. The transcript is spliced from 12 exons. NCBI's taxonomy places the organism in Eukaryota, Metazoa, Chordata, Actinopteri, Osteoglossiformes, Osteoglossidae. Gene Ontology annotation, molecular function: D-glucose transmembrane transporter activity. Bases 3992 to 5503 code for a protein of 503 amino acids. Gene Ontology annotation, cellular component: plasma membrane; endomembrane system; perinuclear region of cytoplasm.